Molecule: messenger RNA, 4662 nt
Organism: Colias croceus (clouded yellow)
Lineage: Eukaryota; Metazoa; Arthropoda; Insecta; Lepidoptera; Pieridae
Exons: 2
Coding region: 6-1403 (465 amino acids)
Source: RefSeq, a predicted model, not a curated record
UAAGUAUGGAUAUCCCUCCGGAUCCGCCGGAUCCUCCUGAUCCUAACGAUUCUUCCCAAAAUGUACAGACUCGCCUUCCUCAGAAAAGGCAUUUAGACGAUAAUAUAUCAAACCUUACAAAAUUAAAAAAAACUUCCGUGGAUAAUAAUCCCAUAGCGGCAUCUAUCCAGACAGUUUAUACUCACCCUAUGUUAUCUGAAGGUGAAAGAAGGUAUUCUGAAGCAGACACUGGUCCAUUCCUUGUCCACUUAAGUAAAAAUGAAACUGAUCCUGCUUCUGGUUCAACUUUGAGAUCUGUAAAGGUAGGCCAACUUUUAGUUACUAAUGGUAUUAAGAAUAUUAAACGUGAUGGCAUUAAAAAGAUAGGUAGGAAUCGAGUCUCUGUUGAAUUCUCUAAUGCUGAUGACGCCAACAAGUUUUGCUAUAAUCCAAUAUUGAGUAAUAACAAUCUUACUGCCUCCAUUCCAACCUAUAAUUUUUCUCGCAUGGGAAUAGUCAGAGGAGUUCCUACUGACAUUUCCAUGCAAGAAUGUGUAGAAGCCCUAGAGAUUCCCCAAGGCUUUGGAAUCGUUCUAAAGGCCAGAAGACUCAACCGGAAAAGGAAAACAGACGAAACUACUGAAUGGAUUCCUACGACUACUGUUGUUCUUACUUUACAAGGACAAAAAUUACCCGACAGAGUUUACCUUUAUAAAUCCUCCCUUAUCAUUGAGACAUACCAACUUCCAACUAUACAAUGCCGGAAGUGCUGCAGGUUCGGGCAUAUUAAAUCUCAAUGCCGAGCAAAACCUCGCUGCUUCCGCUGCGCCAAGGAACAUGAGGGCAUUGAUUGCAAUGUUUCCGAGUCUUCCGCUACAUGCAUCAGUUGUUCAGGUUCCCAUCUAGCUACUGACCCAGUUUGUCCUGAAUACUCAAGACAAAAAAAUAUAAAACAUAUUAUGUCUGAGGAAAGCAUUUCCUAUUCCGAAGCUUCCCUACGUUUCCCCAUGUCCCGCAAAUCCUUUGCUGAUGCAACCCGUCAAAUCCCUUCCUCUCCAAUUACGUACUCUACUCAAAAUCCGUCCUCUUCCCCUACCUCCUCCUCUUAUAAGAAAACCGUUUUCUUUAUGCCUCGCCCCAGAGCUCCUCUUGGAAAAGGCUAUGAUAAAGCAACCCAUAAUGACAUUGUUCGAGAUCCCCAACUAGAACCUCAAAAUGGGUGUGCCUUAUCAGGCACUACUCCAAUUACCAGAUCUCAAAGAGAGAGCAACGUCCUCAUCUCCUGCCUGACAUUCUUUUAUGACAUCAUUAAAACAUGUAGUGAUGUCGACUUACCGCACAACGUGAAGGAAAUGUUAUUCAAAAUUCUUGACACUAUUAGAUUAAAUAAUGGCUCCGAAGAGCCUGAUACAAUGGAAUGCUAGAAGCGUAAGACCAAAGAAACAUUCAAUCAUAAGCCUUAUUAACGAAUACGACCCUGUGAUAUUUGCCAUAUCUGAGUCGUGGUUAGUUCCUAAGACUCGUUUUACCAUCCCUAAUUAUGUGUGCCUGCGCAAUGACAGAGCCGACGGUUAUGCCGGUGCUGCUCUCAUCAUUAAAAGAUCUCUCCCUUUCUCCCAAAUCCCUAUUCCAAAUCAUAGUGAGGAUAUCAAUGCUGUUGCAGCAAAAGUUUUUGAUUUUACUGUUUUAUCUAUAUAUAUCUCGAAUCCUUGUUCCUCUUUAAUCCCCGAUUUGUACUAUAUAUUGUCCUCUCUCCCCCGUCCUAUUUUAAUUUUGGGGGAUUUUAAUGCCCAUCACACCUCAUGGGGCUCCCAUAAAUCCGACCUAUUUGCUGUAUCUCUAUUAGAAAUGUUUGAUGAUCUCAACUUAUGUAUUUUGAACAAUGGCUCCCCUACUCAUAUUGUUUUACCUAAUCAAAAUCCUAAAAGUGUUGUUGAUUUGUCCUUGUCUUCCCCCUCCUUAUCUCUGUCCUGUAAUUGGUCCACUCUUCCUGAUUCCCAUGGGAGUGAUCAUUUUCCUAUCCUCCUCUCCUUUGACCAUAACAUCCCCGAAGCCCUUUAUGUUCCUUCUCUAAAAUUCCACCUGUCUAAAGCUAAUUGGUCUAAUUAUUCAUACUCAUUAGAGAAUAAAAUUAAUCUUAUUCCCCCUAUUUCAUUUAAUAAUGUAUUGCUUGUUUAUUCCCAGUUUGAAUCCUCCAUCCUUUCAUCUGCCAAUGCUAAUAUCCCUCAGAAGAAACCAUGUCAUUAUAAACCCGCUACUCCUUGGUGGGAUCAGGAAUGUACAGAUAUUGUUCGCCAAAGAUCUGAUGCGGAAAAACUAUACAUUUCUAGUAUGACACCAGAAAAUUUCCUGAACUUUAAAAAGAUUUCAGCUAAAGUGAAAAGAAUCCUUAAUUCCAAAAAGCGCUCCGGAUGGCUCAAUUUUUGCGAAUCCCUCUCCCCUAAAACCCCUCCUUCUCUAGUCUGGAGACAAAUUAAAAAGUUUAGAAAGUCAUAUUCCUCAAUUUCCUUAACCUCUAACAAUACUUCCGUUUGGCUAGAUGAGUUCAUAAAUAAAUUAGCUCCUUCCACCGUCCCUGCCUCUGACCUAUUUCCCUCCUCACCUUCCUUCCUUCCUCCUACAAAUAACCUUGAUUCACCUUUUUCCAUGGAUGAGCUCUUAUGUGCCCUUGAUGGACUCAAAGACUCAUCUCCUGGUAUUGAUGAUAUUCCCUACUCAUUUUUAGUACAAUCAACAGAAAAGACUAAGGUAUUCUUUCUUAAUUUAGUUAAUUAUUUCCUCUCCACCGGCUUCAUUCCUCCUUCCUGGAAAACCCAAAUUGUAAUCCCUAUCCUUAAACCAAACAAGAACCCAUCAGAUCCAAACAGUUACCGCCCAAUUGCCCUGUCCUCCACUUUAUGUAAAAUAACAGAAAUUUUAUUAAAAAACCGACUAGAAUGGUUUGUUGAAAAUAACAAUAUCCUUGCUAAAUCUCAAUUUGGGUUUCGCAAGGGCUUUAGCACUUUAGAUAGUAUUGCUAUCCUCACUACUGACAUCCAAAUUUCCUUUAAAAAAAAACAGUUCCUUGCUGGAGUCUUUCUGGAUAUUGAAGGUGCUUAUGACAAUGUUAUUCUUCCAAUACUCAGGCAAAAAUUGCACCAGCUGAGUAUCCCCGAGAGGUUAACGAGGUUCAUAUGCAAUCUUCUUAUGUGCAGAUCAAUCCAAGUAAGAGUUGAUGGAUCCUUAAGUUCUCCUAGAUCCAUCUGGAAAGGUCUCCCGCAAGGAUCUGUGUUAAGUCCCCUUUUAUAUAGCUUGUACACCUAUGAUUUGGAGUCAUCUGUAAAUAGUUUUUGCAACAUCCUACAAUAUGCCGAUGAUAUUGCAUUAUACUGCAGUUCAUCCUCUAUGUCUGAAAUAGAAUGUAAUUUAAAUAGUGCGCUUUACUACCUACAUGAGUGGUUACAUCCGCAUGGCCUAUCUUUAUCCGUCUCAAAAAGCUCUUGUGUUAUUUUCACCCGCAAAAGAUUAGUUCCUCCUUUAAACCUUUUUUAUAAAAAUGAUCCCUUCCCUCUCCAUGAUAAUGUAAAAUUUUUAGGAGUAUAUUUAGAUACCAGAAUGACUGGUUUAGUCCAUUCAAAUUACAUUGCUGGGAAAUGUGAGAAAGGCGUUAACGUUUUACGUGCGUUGUCUGGAGUUAGCUGGGGCGCGCACCCUUUCUCUCAGAAGCUUCUGUAUAAUGCUGUGGUCCGUAGCCACUUUGAUUAUGCGUCAUUUUUAUUGGAACCAAGUAAUAAGUCCGGCAAUCAAAUUUGGGAUAAAAUCCAAUCUAAAUGCUUAAGGAUUAUUCUAGGUGCUAUGAGAUCCACAGCAAUUAACGCCUUGCAAAUAGAAUCCGGUGACCCCCCUCUUCAUUUUAGGAAACAGUACUUGUGUGAUAGAUUUACUUGGAAACUUUUUCAAAAUUCUUCCCAUCCUCUCCUUGCUAGAUUACAAAUUUUACACAGUUUAGUUGACAAUAAUUCAUCGUUCCCCCUCUUAAAAUCCUACUCAUUUAUUUUAGCAUUACCCUAUACUUUGUAUAAAUCCCCCUCCAAUCCUAUCUUUUGCUCUCCUUUUGAAUCCCUUCUUUUUCGCCCGAAUAUUGAAUUUUUUAAAAUUUCAAAACAAUCCCCCGACGCCAAUCAUAAAUUCAACAGCAUUUUAGCUGAGAAUUGGAGUGGAUGGACUCCAAUUUUCACUGAUGCUUCAAAAACCUCUGAUAGUGAAAGUGUGGGUAUAGCUGUCUGGAUGCCAAAAUUUGCCAUCAUGUUGUGUCGUAAAUGCCCACCAGUAACAUCUACCUUUGUGGGCGAGGCUUUAGCUCUGUUAGAAGCGGUACUCUACGUCCUAUCUCAUAAACUGACUAAAUCGAUUAUUUUCACAGACUCCAAAAGUUGUUUACAGGCAUUGACUUCUAAUCAAUUUCGGUCAAAGGUGAAAUAUCCUGUAAUUAUUAAAUUAAAAGAAGUCCUGUUAGAGUGCAAAGAAAAUGAUAUAGAUGUUACCUUGGCUUGGAUUCCUGGACACAGUGGUAUCACAGAUAUCUGCGCUUGACUGAUACAUUCGAGCUUCUUAUAAAUCUAUGAGAUGUAAAACUAUCCACAACGUGACAUUGGCAAAAUUGUGGCAACGCAGCACUGCCAUUCAUAAAAUAAAAUUGAAUUG